AUGCCGACGACAUCAUCUGCCCCGGUGUACGUCCCUAGUGCGAGUAGAAAGCUUCGAAAAGCCGGCGACACCCCGUACAUGUCCAUCCACAGCUUAACCCGGCGCAGAUUCCCAGUGCGAGUGAGAAGCAUGGGGCGCCUCAGUCACACUAUUCCACCACGGCCCACCGUCCACGGGGUGUACCAAGGGUGCGAACCAAGGCCGUGCCCACGUUUCUUGCUUCCCGUUACCCAAAGCCGUCUCCAGCAAUGGGCCGACCACGUCUUGCUGUCGGGACCCUUUGGAGACUGCCGCGCCGGCACAGUGCUUCCGGUCCACGUACAACUAACCAACCCCCGUAACGGCACUACCUCCUCGCUGCAGGCAAUCCCAGAAGCCUUCCGGGGAAGGACGCCUGCCUUUCCGGCUGGCAAAGUUUUUUGUGCCACGCUGGCUCGCAUCGCGAGAUUGGGCCUUGUCUUGUGCGCCUCUAUGCGGGUGGCGCGCCGAGCCGCCGAUCGGACUCUUCCUUCACCGCGAUCAGUGGAAAACUCGUCAAAGGGGAGAUCUGUCGAUUAUACAUGGGUGUUGCGAGGAAAGGCGUUCCGUGUAGUGACGGUGCUUAGGGCGACAGGUUGAAGAGUUUUUCGUGUGUGCGCGCCUGUUAGGGCUACAGGCGGAAGUCCCGCGCAAACGUUAACAGCAUGGUCCGUGCGCCCAUACUGAAAAUUUUGUGUACGGGAGAGAGUUGCGGUGGGGGAAUAAGAAUACCAACGGGGUCUCAUAUGGCCCUUUUCUUGCUUGUUUGGACUUUUCUUUUUUUGUUUUUUUGUUUUGGUUGUGGUUGAUUUGGUUCCUUCAUACCGAUCCCAACGGAGACAUGUUAAAUCUCCUAUAUUCCUACGGAGGAAUAUGCAACCCACUGACCACUGCAGCUUGAUCGUCUAAUGACUAUGUCCGCCUUGCACCUAUUUGACUAAUCGGCAGAGACCGUUUGGAUUUUCC
This is a messenger RNA of Pyricularia oryzae 70-15, 984 nucleotides long. RefSeq lists its product as uncharacterized. The record is from RefSeq and is a predicted model, not a curated record. The coding region runs from base 1 to 618 and encodes 205 amino acids. NCBI's taxonomy places the organism in Eukaryota, Fungi, Ascomycota, Sordariomycetes, Magnaporthales, Pyriculariaceae. The transcript is spliced from 3 exons.